Messenger RNA from Oncorhynchus nerka (sockeye salmon), 1723 nucleotides. Its product is annotated as C-X-C motif chemokine 11-1-like. Gene Ontology annotation, cellular component: extracellular region. The transcript has 4 exons. The record is from RefSeq and is a predicted model, not a curated record. Gene Ontology annotation, biological process: chemotaxis; immune response; defense response. The coding region runs from base 174 to 476 and encodes 100 amino acids. Lineage: Eukaryota; Metazoa; Chordata; Actinopteri; Salmoniformes; Salmonidae. Gene Ontology annotation, molecular function: chemokine activity.
AGAGAGGGCAUGGAAUUCAGUAUAAAUACAAGCCAAGCUCUCCUCCAUUCUCAACUUCUAUCACUUCUCUCCUCCAUUCUCAACUUCUAUCACUUCUCUCCUCCAUUCACAACUUCCAUCACUUGACUGAGCUGUCCAUCCAGACUCUAAAAUAAAUUGAAGAAGCAGUAUCCAUGACCAACACGAUGACAUCAACAGUCCUCAUCAGCUUCCUGGCCUGUCUGUUCCUGGUCAAUGUUGAAGGCCAGGUGGGUCAUUCUAAAGCUCGGUGCCUGUGUCUGAAUGGACUGGUGAACCGGGUUAAACCUCUUCACAUUGAGAAGCUCGAGGUCUACACCUCCAGCCACUCCUGCAGGAACAUGGAGAUCAUUGUCACUCUGAAGAACGGAAAAGGGAAGAAGUGUCUGAAUCCAGAAGCUCCAUUUGCCAAGAAAACCAUUGAGAAAAUAAUGAAAAACCGAAGGAGUGUGCAGUGAAAUGAAUGACACCAGUUCAGGUGAGAACUCGAUAGAGAGAGAGAGAGAGCUGGAGGAAUGCAAAGAAGACUGCCUGAACACUGCCUAAAGACAGCCUGAAGACUGCCUGAAGACUGCCUAAAGACUGCCUAAAGACUGCCUAAAGACUGCCUAAAGACAGCCUGAAGAAUGCUUGAAGACUGCCUGAAGACAGCCUGAAGACUGCCUGAAGACUGCCUGAAGACUGCCUGAAGACUGCCUGAAGACUGCUUGAAGACUGCCUGAAGACUGCCUAAAGACUGCCUAAAGACUGCUUGAAGACUGCCUGAAGACAGCCUGAAGACUGCCUGAAGACUGCCUGAAAACUGCCUGAAGACAGCCUAAAGACUGCCUGAAGACUGCCUGAAGACUGCCUGAAGACUGCCUGAAGACAGCCUGAAGACUGCCUAAAGACUGCCUAAAGACUGCCUAAAGACAGCCUAAAGACUGCCUGAAGACUGCCUGAAGACAGCCUGAAGACUACCUGAAGACUGCCUGAAGACUGCCUAAAGACUGCCUGAAGACUGCCUGAAGACUGCCUAAAGACUGCCUAAAGACUGCCUAAAGACUGCCUGAAGACUGCCUGAAGACAGCCUGAAGACUGCCUGAAGACAGCCUGAAGACUGCCUGAAGACUGCCUAAAGACUGCCUGAAGACUGCCUGAAAACUACCUGAAGACAGCCUAAAGACUGCCUGAAGACUGCCUGAAGACUGCCUGAAGACUGCCUGAAGACAGCCUGAAGACUGCCUAAAGACUGCCCAAAGACUGCCUAAAGACAGCCUAAAGACUGCCUGAAGACUGCCUGUAGACUGCCUGAAGACUGCCUAAAGACUGCCUGAAGACUGCAUAAAGACAGCCUGAAGACUGCCUUAAGACUGCCUGAAGACUGCCUGAAGACUGCCUAAAGACUGCCUGAAGACUGCAUAAAGACAGCCUGAAGACUGCCUGAAGACUGCCUGAAGACUGCCUAAAGACUGCCUGAAGACAGCCUGAAGACUGCCUGAAGACUGCCUAAAUAUAUGUUUACACUGUUGAAUGGUACAAAUGUACAAAGUCAGUAUCUGUUACACAAUAUGACUUACUAGUUGAGUGACAUUUCUAGCAUUUCCAAUGGAAAAAAUAAAAAGCAUGUAAAUAUGUAAAUAUACUUUCUACUAUAUAAUGUCAAGAAUAUAUGUAUGUAUUUCUCAGGUUUUCUAUCAAAUUAAAAAAGAAGCAUUUGACUCUA